Messenger RNA from Nyctereutes procyonoides (raccoon dog), 1841 nucleotides. It is a transcript of the gene ASCL1, whose product is annotated as achaete-scute family bHLH transcription factor 1. Gene Ontology annotation, molecular function: RNA polymerase II transcription regulatory region sequence-specific DNA binding; protein dimerization activity; DNA-binding transcription factor activity, RNA polymerase II-specific. The coding region runs from base 45 to 743 and encodes 232 amino acids. Gene Ontology annotation, biological process: developmental process; regulation of transcription by RNA polymerase II. The transcript has 2 exons. NCBI's taxonomy places the organism in Eukaryota, Metazoa, Chordata, Mammalia, Carnivora, Canidae. The record is from RefSeq and is a predicted model, not a curated record.
GGCCUCGCCUCUCCCCUUCCGCGACUCCUCCGCGGCCGCUGCGCAUGGAGAGCUCUGCCAAGAUGGAGAGCGGCGGCGCCGGCCCGCAGCCGCAGCCGCAGCCGCAGCCGCAGCCGCAGCCCUUCCUGCCGCCCGCAGCCUGCUUCUUCGCCACGGCGGCGGCGGCGGCGGCGGCGGCGCAGAGCGCGCAGCAGCAGCAGCAGCCGCAGCCGCAGCAGGCGCCGCAGCUGAGCCCGGCGGCGGACGGCCAGCCCUCAGGGGGCGGUCACAAGUCAGCGUCCAAGCAAGUGAAGCGACAGCGCUCGUCCUCGCCCGAACUGAUGCGCUGCAAACGCCGCCUCAACUUCAGCGGCUUCGGCUACAGCCUGCCGCAGCAGCAGCCGGCCGCCGUGGCGCGCCGCAACGAGCGCGAGCGCAACCGCGUCAAGCUGGUCAACCUGGGCUUCGCCACCCUGCGGGAGCACGUCCCCAACGGCGCGGCCAACAAGAAGAUGAGCAAGGUGGAGACGCUGCGCUCGGCGGUCGAGUACAUACGCGCGCUGCAGCAGCUGCUGGACGAGCACGACGCGGUGAGCGCCGCCUUCCAGGCGGGCGUCCUGUCGCCCACCAUCUCCCCCAACUACUCCAACGACUUGAACUCCAUGGCCGGCUCGCCGGUCUCCUCCUACUCGUCCGACGAGGGCUCCUACGACCCCCUGAGCCCCGAGGAGCAGGAGCUGCUCGACUUCACCAACUGGUUCUGAGGGGCUCGGCCUGGCCAGGCCCUGGUGCCAACGGACUUUGGAAGCAGUUACAGGGGGACCGCACAACCUGCAUCUUUCAUGCUUUCUUGCCAGUGAUGUCAGAAGGGAGAAAAAAAGGAAAAGAAGAAAAGAAGGGAAAAAAAUAAAAUAACAUCAGGCAACCGACCCCAAGACCAACCAAGCAUUGCCUGCCUGAGAAGCAAGGCUCUGGCAAAACAGGGAUGCGCUCAGAACUGUAUCUUUGCACUCCAAUUGUCGCCGGAGCUCUGAAGGGUGACUAGGACCUGAGUCAACGCGCAGAAGGCAGCUUGUGUGCAAAGGCACUGGGCUCCCGGCAGAAGGGAGCAGCAGAGCCCUAUAGAAACUCCCACCCACCAGUAACAGGCAGAACCACCGAAAGCACUCGCUAGGAUGCCUUCACCUCCCUGCCCUCUGUGAAAGCGCAGUUCUUAGCCCUAUAGAAAUGGGUUGGUGUCUCUCUUCGAAGCAUCCCCCAUCCUAUCCCUGUAAGCUGUGGACAUCUGUCUGCAGUGAAAUUAUGCUCUACUCAGUCCUUUGAAACUCCGAUCCUCGGCGGGGGCGGGGGGGGGCUCCCUACAUCCCCAUUUCCUCACAUCAUCUUUUCUACCAUUUUCAUCAUAGAAUGCUUCCAAUCUUUUGUGAAUUUUUUUAUUAUAAGAAAAAUCUAUUUGUAUCUAUCCUAACCAGUUUGGGGAUAUAUUAAGAUAUUUUUGUACAUAAGAGAGAAAGAGAAAAAAUUUAUAGAGUUUUGUACAAAUGGUUUAAAAUGUGUAUAUCUUGAUACUUUAACAUGUAAUGCUAUUACCUCUGCAUAUUUUAGAUGUGUAGUUCACGUUACAACUGCCAUUUCUCCUAUGUGGUUUUGUAAAGAACUCUCCUCAUAGGUGAGAUCAAAAGGCCACCAGAUGUACUUCAGCACCAAUGUGUCUUACUUUAUAGAAAGUUUGUUAAUGUAUUAAUGAUGUUAUUAAAUACUGUUCAAGAAGAACAAAGUUUAUGCAGCUACUGUCCAAACGUCAAGUGUGGCAGCCAGUUGGUUUUGAUAGGUUGCCUUUUGGGAAAUUUCUAUCAUUGCCU